GGUGGAAGCGCGGUGCGCACGGUUCGGCGCUGCCUCCGCGUCACACAGCCUUCAUAUCGGCCAGGCAACAGAAAAGACAGGUCGACCCAGCGCCUGCAUCACAUCCACCCUUUGAACAGCUGACUGGAACGAGUGAAGCCAAGAAGGGACUGUCUGGUUUGGCCAGGGUCUGCCUUCAGGCCAUUACUCCUGCCUUCUCCGAGUGAAAGCUAGAAGCGAUUUAUCUGCGGUAGCGUACAGUAGAUUAUUAACAGGACUGAGUGGCUAUGCGAGCUAAUGAGGGAAACUAACGUCGCUUUUCUGCGGAUGGAAUCACAGUAAAAACAGCUGAUCAGAAAGCAUAUUUGGCGGAUUGAUCGUGGAGAUGAAACAUCAUGUCAGAGCCUGAGAUAUCCUCAGCUGAGUUGCGUCAAGUGAACUGCAUCAAACCAUCAGCUGGAGCUUCCUCUUGACUCGUGUGUAAGAUGGUGAGUCACGCCCUCUCUCUCAGUGAAUAGCCGCCCUCACAAAGACGAAAGGAUCUCAGCUCAGCCUGUAAUAAAACCCUCUUCCUUCUGCACAGCGUGGAGAAGAAAGUGCCACUGUGGUAUCUCUGGAGGCUGAUAACUGGAGUGAGGCAGCGUUGAAGGAUCAUCUUUCACUCUGAGCCACUCACCUUUCAUGCAGCGGACCCUGAGCCGGCUGUCGAGGCUGGACUGUCAGCACAGGGAGACUAACAUCAUCUCCUCUUCCUCAUGAGAAUGCAGAAGCACACAUGAGAGAAUAAUCAUGCUAUUGUUGGCAUAAUCUUCAUACAGGAUUAAGGACACCUUACCUGAUUAAUUUUCACUUUUUUGGGGCCCAGUGGGGCCGUGUGUUGGGAACAGAGACAGCUGGUGUUGACUCUUCUGCUUUAUGAGUUUUCAUCACUGGCAGGGGGAGCCAGCAUGGCCAAGCCUCUGCUGAAAAUACAGCGCUAUUUCCGGAGGAAACCUGUCCGAUUCUUUUCCCUCAUCCUCCUGUACCUGACUGCCGGGAGCCUCGUCUUCUUGCACUCUGGCUUCGUCGGGGAAAGCCGCUCUCCGGGCCAGAAGGCCGAGACUCCCUUGGUAGCUUCAGAGAAGGGAGGCCGGACUUCACUGUCAGACACUCGGGGGCUUGGCAUCAUGAGUCGAGUGUUUAAGGAGACUCGCCGGUCCGGGCGGAGGUACGGCCCUCCGUGGAUGAAGAAGCCGGGACAGGAGGGCCAGGAGACGGUGCGCAGGGGGGGAGACUACACCAACAACUGGAACCGGGCCCUUAAAGCACGCAGCGCCAAAGAUGUGGACGAUGGAAGAGCAAAGUACAUUGGCUGCCACAUCGAUGACACACAGAAGCGAGCGCUGAGAGGAGUUUCUUUUUUUGACUAAAAAAUGACUGUAUUCCGUUGCCAGGACAACUGUGCAGAAAGAGGGUACAUGUACGCAGCCCUGGAGUUCGGAGCGGAGUGCUACUGCGGUCACAAGAUCCAGGCUCCCAAUGUUUCCGGACAGUGUGAAUGCAAUAUGGAGUGUAAAGGAGAGAAGAGCAACCUGUGUGGAGGAGCCAACCGACUGUCCAUCUACAGGCUGGAGCUGAGCCAUGAGUCUGCGCGCCGCUAUGGCAGCUCCAUUUUUAAGGGGUGUUUUCACAGGCCGGACAAUGUCACUCUGGCACUUCCCAUCAGCGCGGUCAUCCAAAACAUGUCUGUGGACAAAUGUGUGGACAUGUGCACGGAGAGGGAGAAAACGCUGGCCGUCCUGGGGGGAGAUCGAUGUCACUGCGGCUUUCCGACCUUCUUCUCGCUUCACGAGCCGGAGGACGAGAGUCUGUGUCUCCACCACUGCCUCGGGGAAGAAUUUGAGACCUGCGGGAACGAAGAGUACUUUGUGGUGUACCAGACGCAGGUUCAAGAUAACCGCUGCAUGGACAGGCACUUCCUCCCCACUCGGGCCAAGCAGCUCGUGGCCCUCGCUAGUUUCCCCGGAGCCGGCAACACGUGGGCGCGUCACCUCAUAGAGCUCGCCACCGGCUUCUUCACCGGCAGCUACUACUUUGAUGGCUCCCUUUACAACAAAGGAUUCAAAGGGGAGCGGGACCACUGGCGGAGUGGGAGGACGAUCUGCAUUAAGACUCAUGAGAGCGGCAAGAAGGAGAUCGAGUCCUUUGACUCCAGCGUCGUCAUGAUCCGAAACCCCUACAAAGCCCUCAUGGCUGAAUUCAACAGAAAGUAUGGGGGCCACAUUGGAUUCGCUUCCCAGGCCCAUUGGAAAGGGAAAGAGUGGCCCGAGUUUGUGAAGAACUAUUCCCCUUGGUGGGCGUCCCACACGUUGGACUGGCUGAACUAUGGGAAGGUGGUCCACGUGGUCCACUUUGAGAACGUGAAGAGGGACCUGUUCUCCCAUCUCAAAGGGAUGGUCCAGUUUCUGGGUCUGAAGGUUUCUGAGGAGCGCCUUCUCUGCGUCGAGGGCCAGAAGGACGGGAACUUCAAGCGGUCCGGCCUGCGAAAGCUUGAGUAUGACCCGUAUACUCCUGAAAUGCGAGCGAGCAUCAAUGAACUGGUCCGGAAAGUCGACGCUGCCUUGAGGAAGAGGAACAUGCCCGGAGUUCCAGACGAAUAUAUGCCAAGAUGAUAUACGUGAACCUCAUCAUUUAUUUCCCGCCCUUCCUUUAAUCGGACUGUUAAUUGGACAUCUGCACCACAUUUUUAGGAUAACAUGACUGAAAUAGUUUGUUUCAAUAAUUUUUAAGGUAAACAUAGGUCAAAGCUGUAGUCAGAAACAAGUCUCUUUACUCUUACUAUUUUAAUAUUAAGGUUCUUUCAUUUUCUGUUGAACCUCAGCAGCUUUAUGCAUUAAUAGAAGAGGCAGUUUUCCCUGGGAAGGUUUGUUUUUCUCUGUCUAAAUGAAAAGCACUUCCUAUCCUGCUCUAUGCACAUGUGAUGUGUAGGCAUGUGCAAAUGCCUUAACUCAAAAGGAGGUACAAUAGCUGUGACACAGAGAGGCUCAUCUGACGGCACUGGCUGAUUCGUUGCCAGUCAGAAAAAACAUGUGACCUAAAAAUCAUUAUACAAUACUGCAAAGUUUGAUGUAGCUUAUUUUGUGCUAAAGAGAAAUAUCAGAAUGGAAAACUUUAAAUGUAUGAUUCUUGUGCUGCUAUCAGUUACAGAAAAACUAUUUUAUACAUAAAUUUAAAAUGUUCAGCCCUUUUGUCAGAGGGAAAAAUGCAAUAUGCAGGUUAUAACUACUUGAUCAUGAUACUGUGUUUCCAAGUUUUUCUUAAAAGAAUCAGGAGUAAGAGGAAUCUGUAUUUUCAAUGAAGAGGUUAAGAACUCCUCUUAUUCAAGAAGAUGACACAUCCCUCUUGAAGGCACUGACUCGAGGAGAGGAUUUACCUUGACAGCAUUUAUUUAUCUGUGGUGUGCAGUGUCCACUCGGUUGUGAAAUGUUUCCUUAACACUGGACUUGAUGCAGAAAUCCAAAAAGCACUUUUCUGUGCAACACUCGCUCGGCCCAAAGAUCACUGAGGAAUUAAGCAUUACACGUAUAUUAGAUCGGAGGUUUCCUUUAGCAGUAGUGAUCUUUAUUGAUUUAUUCUAUGACAGUUAAUCAUACUGAAUGUGAAAACUGUUUUUACUUUUUGUUUAUGUCUUUGUUGUAUAGAAAGCAUAGUCAAAGGUGAUAAUACAUUUACUCCUCAUCAUUUAAAAAGAAUAUCCACAAAUGUUUUAAAAAUUCAGCUCACAUUUUAUAAGCGGCACGUCUGAUACUGGUACUCACUGUGCUAUGCGGUAUGCUUUAAAAUAAACAAAUAUAUAAAUAAUUAGAUACACAAAUAUAUAAAUAAAUAAAACUGGUAAUUGAGAACCAGGAAAUAUUAACUGACUUCCAUUUUCAGAAUGAUAUAGAUAUAUUUUUAUAGUGUUUGCUGACACUUUGACAAGAUUUGUAUUGCAACUAGCAAAACGGGAGAAGUUGUUUCUAUUUUUAAAACAUGCUUUAAACUUUAUUGGCUCUCGCUUUCAUUGACAAGCAGGCACACAGUGUCACAUUUGAAUGUAUUUUUUAUGGAAUGAAUGUUAUGUGAUAAGGCCCAAUAAAUGAGUAAAUAAAAGUGUGCUAUAGUCCGCUGUCAUUUCUGAACAACUGUUGGGAAAGGUCAUUAAAAUGUGUAUUUGAAGAUCAAA
Molecule: messenger RNA, 4183 nt
Organism: Gymnodraco acuticeps
Lineage: Eukaryota; Metazoa; Chordata; Actinopteri; Perciformes; Bathydraconidae
Gene: wscd2
Product: WSC domain containing 2
Source: RefSeq, a predicted model, not a curated record